Molecule: messenger RNA, 2003 nt
Organism: Pelodiscus sinensis (Chinese soft-shelled turtle)
Lineage: Eukaryota; Metazoa; Chordata; Testudines; Trionychidae
Source: RefSeq, a predicted model, not a curated record
UUUUUUUUUAAGUACUGCAUUAGUGGGUGGAAACUGGAUUUGCCUAAUUCACAUUGGCAGACUCUACCAUUCAGUGGCAACUAUCUUCUGUAACUGAAUGCAUGUUGUUUGUUGCAUGGCCUGGAAAUUGACCAGAUUAUGGGGGUUGCUCUUUGUGUUACAGACAUACAGGGAGAGAAGUGCAAUCUAUAAUCCCCAUUCCCCCCCUUUCUUCUCCUCCCCCCCCAAAAAAACCCCCUCCCAAUACUCUGUUCCUCGGCUUUUCUUUCUGUCUGUAAAUUUAGCAAAUAUUAUUGGCCAUUUUUAAAGCUGGUUCUGUCUCAAAGCUUAGGAAGACCAGUGUCCUAGCCCAAAGAGAAGAGUUUCCCUGCUCACAGAUCUUUUUCCUUGUCCUGAUUUCUGCAGCUUUGAUCUGUUCAUGCUCCAGAUGCAAUCAAGCAAACUUCACAUGCAAAACAGAUGGGGCUUGCAUGGUCUCCAUCUCUAACCUGGAUGGUGUUGCACAUCACAUGCGGGCAUGCAUCCCUAAAAAAGAGCUUGUUCCUGCUGGAAAACCCUUCUACUGCCUGAAAUCAGAAGGUCUGCGUAACACACAUUGCUGCUUCUCUGAUUACUGCAAUGAAAUUGACCUAACGGUGCCCAGUGGUCACGUGAAAGAGAAUGAACUUCAGUCUGGUUGGGGCCCUGUGGAGUUGGUAGCAGUGAUUGCAGGGCCUGUCUUCCUUGUGUUUGUCAUCUUGAUUGUAGUGGUUUUUGUCUUUCAUCAUCACCAACGAGUUUAUCACAAUCGUCAGCGGUUGGACAUGGAAGAUCCCUCUUGUGAAAUGUGUCUGUCCAAGGAUAAGACUCUGCAAGAUCUAGUUUAUGAUCUCUCCACUUCUGGCUCCGGCUCAGGUUUGCCGCUCUUUGUUCAACGAACUGUGGCUCGAACCAUUGUCCUUCAGGAGAUCAUUGGCAAAGGUCGCUUUGGGGAAGUGUGGCGUGGCAGGUGGCGUGGAGGUGACGUAGCUGUGAAAAUCUUUUCUUCGCGGGAAGAGCGCUCCUGGUUCAGGGAAGCAGAAAUAUACCAGACUGUCAUGUUGCGACAUGAGAACAUCCUGGGGUUUAUUGCUGCAGAUAACAAAGAUAAUGGGACAUGGACUCAGCUGUGGCUUGUCUCCGAUUACCAUGAGCAUGGCUCACUAUUUGAUUACCUCAACAGAUACACAGUGACUAUCGAGGGAACGAUUAAACUGGCCCUGUCUGCUGCUAGUGGCUUGGCACAUCUGCACAUGGAGAUUGUGGGGACCCAGGGAAAACCAGGCAUUGCACACAGGGACUUGAAAUCGAAGAACAUCCUGGUGAAGAAGAAUGGAAUGUGUGCCAUCGCUGACCUGGGUCUGGCAGUCCGCCAUGAUUCUGUUACCGAUACCAUAGAUAUUGCACCAAAUCAAAGGGUUGGAACCAAACGGUACAUGGCCCCUGAGGUCUUGGAUGAAACCAUUAACAUGAAGCAUUUUGAUUCAUUUAAAUGUGCUGAUAUCUAUGCUCUGGGCCUGGUCUAUUGGGAGAUUGCUCGUAGGUGCAGUUCAGGAGGUAUCCAUGAGGAAUAUCAACUCCCGUACUAUGACCUUGUUCCCUCUGACCCCUCCAUUGAGGAGAUGCGGAAAGUUGUGUGUGAUCAGAAGCUGCGCCCCAACAUCCCUAACUGGUGGCAGAGCUACGAGGCUUUACGCGUGAUGGGCAAGAUGAUGCGUGAAUGCUGGUAUGCCAAUGGCGCAGCUCGGCUAACAGCCCUCCGCAUCAAGAAAACACUCUCACAGCUCAGCAUCCAGGAAGAUGUGAAGAUCUAGCCUGCAAGUUGCAGCUUGAGGAAGCUGCACAAAAGCUGCCAUGCUAGAGUAGAUGUGAUUGAGGCCUACCUCGCGUUUCUACCCGACCUACUGCUACCAACCAGACCGGGAGAUUUAUGGGCUGCUAGCCAGGGAGGACAAAGCCUGCUAAAAUAAAUGUUCUCUUCCUGG